AUGGACACUACAUCGGCUUACCCCCUCCCCCUCUUCUCGAACCUGACCGCAUCGUCGUCGCAGCAGAUCUCUGGUCUGUCGAGGUUCUGGUCGUACUACCUGUUACCUGUCCUUGUUGCCUAUCCGCUCCUCUGCCGGGCCUUACGAUUCCGACGCAUCAGGGCGUUGCAAGCCAAGUACAAAUAUGGCAGUCCGGCACAUCCAUCCUUUGAAGGCAUGACGGCCGACGAGGCGCAUGAUAUUGUCCAGGUCGUGCAUGAUUUCGAAUUCCCCGCCUUGUUCGACAAAGGCUUGCAGUUUGCCCUUUUUCGCACCUACGGCAUUCCGACCAUCAGCGAUCUACUCGUCAAGACAGGCCAACUGUCCAUGUCCAAGAACGUGCCGCGGCGGUAUGCCGACACCACCGUCUUACUCUCUGACAUAUACGGCGGUGAUCCCACAAGCGACCGAUGCAUUGCCGCAUAUGCUCGAUUGAACUAUUUGCAUGGCCACUAUAUCAAACAAGGCAAAAUUUCCAACGACGACAUGUUAUACACGCUGUCGUUGUUUCUCAACCAGCCGGUGGAAUGGAUCAACCGUUAUGAGUGGAGACAACUCACCGAUCUCGAGGUGUGUGCCAUGGGGGUCUUCCAUAAAGCUAUGGGCGAUGGCAUGGGUAUCUCCUUCAAAGUGCUGCCGUCGUACUCCACCGGCUGGAAGGACGGCCUCCAUUUCUACCGCGAGCUCGACGCCUGGGCCAAGCAGUAUGAAAGAGGCCAUAUGGUUCCCAGCCAGAGCAAUUACGACACCGCCGUCGAGACGCGGAAACUCAUCCUGAGUACACAGCCCACCUUCAUCAGAGGUGUCCUUACGAAGAUGGUCAGCGCUCCCUUGGACGAUCGACUGAGGGAGGCUAUCAUGUUCGAAGAGGCCCCGUCCUUAUACAUCUCACUUUUCAAUGGCUUCAUGGCGUUGCGAAGAUUCUACUUGAGACACUUGUCGCUUCCGAGACCAUGGUUCAGCACGACCCAGUUAUUGACCCAAGAACCCGACAAGAGUGGGCGAAGGUAUAUUCUCUGGUGGGACACGAUGCCAGUGUAUGUCAGACCAACCCUAUGGAAUCGGUGGGGCCCUGGGGCACUUGUCAGCAUGUUGCUUGGUGUGCCUCGUCCUGGCGACGAAGGCAUGCACCCUGAAGGAUUCGAAGUCAAGGAUGUAGGCCCAACAGUGUUCGUCGGGAAAGGGGCAAAGGAGAUGGAGGCGACCAAGGAGAAGCUGAGAGAAACCAGCACGGGUGGCUGUCCCUUCAACGUCCGACGAGAGACGUAG
Capronia epimyces CBS 606.96 is the source of this 1308-nucleotide messenger RNA. RefSeq lists its product as uncharacterized. Gene Ontology annotation, molecular function: oxidoreductase activity. Bases 1 to 1308 code for a protein of 435 amino acids. The record is from RefSeq and is a predicted model, not a curated record. Lineage: Eukaryota; Fungi; Ascomycota; Eurotiomycetes; Chaetothyriales; Herpotrichiellaceae. The transcript has a single exon.